UUUUUUCCUUAUACCCAAAGAAAAGAAAAAGAUCAUUUCUUCUUUAUCUGGCAAGUGCAUUCACUUUCAUGUUUAUUUUGGAUCGUUCCUUUCUUCUUCCAAGCAAUCGUUGAACCUCCCUUUCCAAUUUUCGAGGGUUUUUCCGGCCACACCCCAUCCAAAAAUCUUCUCUUUGUUCUUCCAUAAUCACACACACUAUACCCUUCAAUCAAUUAGCCCCAUCAUUCAUAUUUCAAGGUUUUUGUCAUUGUAAUGUUUAAGGAGGCAAAUUAUGUCAUUUCUGUUCUGGUUUGAGAGAGUUAAUUUGUGCUUUUUGAAUGGAAAGGAAAAGAAGUGAUGACUUUGAAUCAGGUUCACUUCCUUCACCAAGAGCGUUGGAUAGAUUCGGCUUUGUAAAACAGGAUGCUAACACUUCUGAGGCCGUAGUCAAGACUAAUAGAUCAGCAUAUGAGUAUGAGAAAAUUAAGGAGCGGAGAAGGGUUAGAAAAUGGAGGAAGAUGAUUGGGGUUGGUGGUAGUGAUUGGAAACAUUACCUAAGGAAAAAACCUAAUGUUGUUAAAAGGCGUAUAAGGAAAGGAAUUCCUGAUUGUUUAAGGGGUCUUGUUUGGCAGUUAAUAUCUGGAAGCCGAGACCUAUUGCUGAUGAAUCCUGGAGUUUAUGAGCAAUUGGUGAUAUAUGAGACAUCUGCAUCUGAAUUGGAUAUAAUUCGAGAUAUUUCUCGGACUUUCCCUUCACAUGUAUUCUUCCAACAAAGACACGGACCUGGGCAGCGGUCUCUCUACAAUGUUCUAAAAGCUUAUUCAGUUUUUGACAGAGACGUGGGAUAUGUCCAGGGAAUGGGGUUUUUAGCUGGUCUUUUGCUUCUUUACAUGAGCGAGGAGGAUGCAUUUUGGUUAUUGGUGGCAUUGCUUAAAGGUGCCGUUCAUGCGCCAAUGGAGGGGCUGUAUCUGGCAGGAUUGCCUCUGGUACAACAAUACCUCUUUCAAUUCGAACGGUUGGUGAGGGAGCAUCUACCGAAGUUGGGAGAACAUUUUUCUCAAGAAAUGAUAAAUCCUAGCAUGUACGCAAGCCAGUGGUUCAUAACUGUAUUUUCAUAUUCCUUUCCAUUCCAUUUAGCUCUGCGAAUCUGGGAUGUGUUUCUCUAUGAGGGUGUUAAAAUUGUUUUUAAAGUUGGCUUGGCCCUAUUAAAGUACUGCCACGAUGACUUGGUUAAAUUACCUUUUGAGAAACUGAUACAUGGCUUGAAAAACUUCUCCGAGGAUGCAAUGAAUCCUGACACGUUAUUGCCUUUGGCUUAUUCCAUCAAGAUAACAAAGCGUUUAGAAGAUCUGAAACUUGAGUACGAGAAGAAGAAUGGAAAGAUAAGUCGAUCGGGAGAAAUUUCUGAAAAUGAAAAGCCAAUUCUUCCUAGCAUCCAGAGCAACUGAAGCAGAAGUAUAACACACAGAAGGAUACGAGUAAAAAGUCAUUUUGGUUUCUAAAUGUGAGGCGUUGUUGUCACUAUAGUUCUUAGUUCUUGAAAGUAUGAAAUUACAGAAACAUCAUAAAGUAUGUUUUUGUUAUUAAUUUGAUGAAUCACAUUUAUUAAUGGAAGACACGUUCAAUGACCAAACUAACAAACAAAAUACACAUUUAAGUACGAUUUGGUAUUUUUGUACCAUUCAAGAAGAACUAUUGCGACAACGCCUCAAACAUUUAAAGACUAGAAUGGACCUGUAGAACUAUUUGAAAAUCGAACACCUGUAAAUGUAGGUCUCUCUUGUACAAUUGUAUUAGUUAAUGACUGUUUUCAUCUCAGUGUGUUCUCAGCCUUCAGUGAAUGUGAAAAUCUGUUGACUCAA
Messenger RNA from Vicia villosa (hairy vetch), 1841 nucleotides. RefSeq lists its product as uncharacterized. Lineage: Eukaryota; Viridiplantae; Streptophyta; Magnoliopsida; Fabales; Fabaceae. The coding region runs from base 318 to 1427 and encodes 369 amino acids. The record is from RefSeq and is a predicted model, not a curated record. The transcript has 8 exons.